GAGAAUCCCAUUUCUGAUCUCUUUGACGGCGGAAAGUUUUGAUUUAGUUCUGGAAAGGAGGGUGUUUACACUAAGGUGGCAAUGCGGGGACGAAACGCUGAUGCUUAUUCCAUUCACAAGCGUGGUAGCAGAGAAAAUAUCAAUGCCUAUGACAAAGAGCAAGGUUCAUUACCUUCAUGGAAUGAAGUGAGCAAAGAUAUUGGAAACCCUCCUUGGAAACGAUCGAUCCUGCAUGUAGUUGUGGCAUCUUUAACCUCCUUCUUAUAUGGUUACCAUCUUGGAGUAGUCAAUGAAACACUAGAAAGUAUUUCUAAUGAUCUUCAUUUUAAUGGGAAUACCAUGGCCGAAGGUCUGGUUGUUAGCAUAUGUUUAGGGGGUGCCUUUGCUGGAUCAACGUUCAGUGGUUUCAUUGUAGAUAGGAUUGGGUUUCGCAGGGCAUUCCAGCUAUGCGCAUUACCUAUGAUAAUUGGCUCUUCAAUGAGUGCAACAGCAAAAGACCUUUGGGGAAUUCUUCUAGGAAGGUUAUUCGUUGGGGCUGGAAUGGGUCUUGGCCCUGCUCUUGCAUCUCUUUAUGUGACAGAGGUUUCUCCGGCUUAUGUUAGAGGCACAUAUGGAAGCUUCCUUCAGAUUGCAACAGCCCUUGGUUUGAUGGGUGCUCUAUUGAUUGGAUCCCCUUCAAAGGAAACUGAGGGUUGGUGGCGAAUAUGUUUUUGGGUAUCUGCUGUUCCUCCUGCUUUACUUGCCCUUUCUAUUGAUUUUUCUCCAGAGAGUCCCCAUUGGCUUUUCAAGAAAGGAAGAGCUGCUGAUGCUGAAGCAGCAUUUGAGAGACUUUUCGGUGGACCAUAUGUCAAGGGUGCAAUGGUUGAUUUGUCAAAGUCAGACAGAGGGGAUGAGGCAGAAACAGUCAAGUUGUCGGAGCUACUUUAUGGCCAUCAUCGUAAAGUUAUUUUCAUUGGGUCGACUCUGUUUGGUUUACAACAGCUUUCUGGUAUAAAUGCUAUUUUCUUUUUCUCCUCUACCGUCUUUAAGAAUGCUGGUGUAUCCUCGCAGUCUGCAAACAUAUGUGUGGGGAUUGCCAAUUUGAUAGGAUCGUUUUCUGCAUUGCUUUUGAUGGAUAAACUGGGAAGGAAGGUACUUCUCAUUGCAAGUUUCUCAGGCAUGGCAGUGACAAUGGGUCUUCAGGCUGCUUCAGCUAGCUCCUUAGUGUCGAGCAGCAAUGAAGUUUAUCUCUCUGUUGGAGGCAUGCUGUUGUUUGUGUUGGCCUUUGCUGCUGGUGCAGGACCAGUCCCUAGUCUCCUCCUAUCGGAAAUGUUUCCCGGUCGGAUAAGGGCGAAGGCAAUGUCAAUUUGCCUGACUGUCCAUUGGGUGAUAAAUUUCCUUGUGGGUCUGUUGUUUUUGCGGUUACUGGAACAGAUCGGACCAUUGGUGCUGGAUACCAUUUUCGCCACCUUCUGUUUUGUGGCGGUGAUUUUUGUGAAAAGAAACGUGAUGGAAACUAAAGGAAGAUCACUUCAAGAGAUUGAAAUCACCCUUCUUACAGCAGAGUAGAGGUAUUAUGAGGUGUAUGUAUAC
Messenger RNA from Hibiscus syriacus, 1572 nucleotides. Its product is annotated as probable plastidic glucose transporter 3. Gene Ontology annotation, biological process: monosaccharide transmembrane transport. Gene Ontology annotation, molecular function: hexose transmembrane transporter activity. Gene Ontology annotation, cellular component: membrane. Bases 82 to 1548 code for a protein of 488 amino acids. The record is from RefSeq and is a predicted model, not a curated record. Lineage: Eukaryota; Viridiplantae; Streptophyta; Magnoliopsida; Malvales; Malvaceae. The transcript is spliced from 14 exons.